Molecule: messenger RNA, 1146 nt
Organism: Plasmopara halstedii
Lineage: Eukaryota; Oomycota; Peronosporomycetes; Peronosporales; Peronosporaceae
Product: Peroxisomal biogenesis protein (peroxin 16)
Exons: 8
Coding region: 1-1146 (381 amino acids)
Biological process (GO): peroxisome organization
Cellular component (GO): peroxisomal membrane
Source: RefSeq, a predicted model, not a curated record
AUGACGGAUGAAAGCAAGUCGAAGAAGGUGGAUGAGGAAGUUAGAAUAGAAAAAGGAGCCGAAAAUUUUACGAUAGUGAAGAAGAUAACGACCACAGUGCACCGCGUCUCUUUCUCUCGUAAACUUGCAUCUCUGCUUGCUGCUUACGAAGCGUGGGUGGGCAGCCACGCGAGCUUGGCUCGCAAUGUCGAGACAACUUUGUAUGUAGCACCGCAGCUCGUGCCAAAAAACGUCAUGGAGCCAGAAACGGUGGCGCAGUUUGGAUACUCGCUCGUAAGAUUGCUGCAUCUGUAUCAUGACUAUAUACUAUGGAAGAAAUACAACAAGAAAACGAAUUUACCGACUUAUUGGCAAAAAUUGACGAGAUUGAUUCGUGUGCCUCUUUCUCUCAUUUCAUACGUCGAAGUGCUAGCGGAGGUCGUCGCUCGUCGAGUCGGUGGCGAUGUAGGCAAAUGGCGCCUUAUUGUGUGGAUUGAAGUCGUUAAGGCUGGGCUACGCCUCACUCUGCUGGCUCAGCGUCGUCGUCUAAUGCUGAUUCGUGGUGGCAAUUAUAAUGGCGUAGAGUCUGGACCUCGGUCACCCACGUUUGCACGUUUUACAAAAGCUAAGCAGCUUGGUACCCGUACAGGCAAAAGUCUCAGCAAGCCAAUUGAGCCGAAAAUGAAUUCUGUUGUGGAAAAUAGUGCCGACAAAUCAAACAAGAUCUCGUUUGAGGACGCGACGAUUGAAUUUGCAAAAAGCUCACGAGAUAGUUUUCUGAUUGCAGGAGAGGUCUGCCACAUUUUGCGACCUGUAGUUUACGCACUGCUGCGACGUCGACGAAGCGCGAAUUCCUGGACUCCUGUCUUCUUAUCGCUUGUUGUCGAACUGACGGGAUUAGCAUUUUCUACGGUUGCAGUCAAGCAGGUUGAACUCGUCGAGGAGGCUUACAGUGACAAGGCUACAAAUGAGUUAGCAGCUCGAAAGAUGGCCCUGCUUCUGUAUUUACUUCGCGAUCCGGUAUUUGCGACUGUCACAAAGCCCGUGUCGGAUAAGGCUGCGGACAUCGUGGACUGUGUACCUGGAAUUGGAAAGCUAUUCCGUUUCGGAGCGACUGCCAUUUUGAACUAUUACCAUCAAUUCCACUUCUACACAUCGGCGUCGUAA